AAACCGACGUCCACUCCUGCAGGCGGUCAUCCUCUCUUGAAUGCUGGAAGAAUACUAGUUUAUCCAAACGGACACGAAUGUCAUAAAUGUCAUAACAUUGGGUAUAAAAACUUGGAUCCCGGUCACCCAUGUAGAAAGUGUUGGCAAAAAUACGGGAAACCAUACUCCGGACCCUACCUUCAGACAGAUUGGAAGAACCCACCUCCAAACUAUCAACGCCCUCUACCGAAAUUUACAUCUUCAUCUCAAACUUCAUCUCAAGCUCCACUGCAAUCACAAUCCCAAUGGAUGCCUAAUCCAGCACUUCAAGCUCGAAACUCCCAGUACGCUCCUCAAAGUUUUGGCCCUCAUCCAAACAGACCGACGACGACGUUUAUGUCUGGAGGACAGCCUCCACCUGGUGCGUUGGUUGUUGGACCUGGCGAUCCUAGGAUCGGUGGAACGUUGUGCAGUGCGUGUGACGGGGAGGGGUAUUUGAGGGGAUUUCUCUUCUUUGAUAACGAGACUUGUUGGAGGUGUAACGGGGUAGGGAGGGUUUUUUGAGGUGGCUUGGGCGCUAUCGGUGGAGGAAUGAAGGAAGGUGCGUAUGAUGAAUACCUGGACUCUUGUGCCCAUCUUGUGAUUGCUGUGGUUAUUGUAGAUGGCAUAUACAAUGCACGGACGUGGGGUAACUUACGAUAUUCAUGGCUAUUUUAUCUCAGCGAUAUCGCCCUGAGUGGCGGGAUUGCUAGGAGCUGUAGAGUUUAU
Messenger RNA from Cantharellus anzutake, 747 nucleotides. RefSeq lists its product as uncharacterized. The record is from RefSeq and is a predicted model, not a curated record. The transcript has 3 exons. Lineage: Eukaryota; Fungi; Basidiomycota; Agaricomycetes; Cantharellales; Hydnaceae. Gene Ontology annotation, cellular component: cytoplasm. The annotation marks the transcript as partial.